AUGAGCGACGAAGAUACUGAAGAUAUUGAAGAAACCAAGAAAUGCGACAGUUGUAUGGAAAAGAAUAUGGAGUUACAAGAGAUCAGAGAGAGGCAUCGUAAACAACUGGAUGAUACUAAGCAGUGGUACGAAUCAGAGAUGGAAACACUACGACAAGAUUUAUUUAUGCAAGUUGAAGAAAAAGACGAUGAAAUUUCUAAUUACAAGAAAGAAAUUUGUACAUUAAAAGAGAAGAUAAUAAAUACGCACCCUACAACACCUAGCACAUCAAGUAUCGUUGCCAGAGGAAUUGAUGAUAUAGUUCGUAAGUAUACUGUCUCAUAUAUCUCUAGAAGGUCUCACAAAUGUCUGUUAAUAAUUCAAUUACUUCUUUAUAUUAAAAAAACGCAUGCAGGUGGUCCAGGAGACUCUCAAAACAUGGAAACGCCAACGCGUACAUUGGACGAUUCCGGUAAGUUUAAGGGUAAACAGUUAAAUUCAAUAACUUUUCAUAUAUUUUGGCAGUCAGUCAAAAAAGUAAUUUGUACACUGUAAGCUAUCUUUGGCAUUGCGCUCGCUUAGUAUUUUAUUCAUUCAUUUAUUAUUAAACACUUUAUGUUUGCUCCCCAGUGAAAUAGUUUUGUUUCCCCAUAUCCUGUUGUGUUUUUUCUUCUAUUAAUAUAUGUAACAAUAUUAAUAUAUGACAAUAUUUAUUCACCUCUAAUAUUUUAAUCGUGGCGUGACUAACGAACAAGGAAAUAGCGGAAAAAUUUGUAGAAAUUAAAUAUAUAGAAAUUUACCAGACAUGUAUAAAUAUUCAUUGUAACUUGAAAUACGUGUUCAGAGUAUAUUACGCAAAACCGUCACUGAAGAUUUUUGUGCAUUUAACUUAAGGCUUGGUAGAAGACGUCGAAGACCAAGACAUCGAACUUGAAAAAGGUAUUGCUUAGUGAGUCCAAGCUUUAAUUUUAAUACUUUUUAAAGGGGCAUAAUGCAAGUCACGCCUUAGUUUACGUUUUCCGGUAACUUCCCUCAAUAGUUGCCGCCAUUUUUGAGGCCACGAAAAUGGCUGCCAGCCUCUGACCCACAACGUAACAGAAACGUAAACAAACGUACGCAUUGCAUUUUGGUUGAUCAUGCCCAAACGUUUUUAAUAUACUCAUUUUCACCCCGCCAUUUGUUGCCCCCUCCCACGUAACAGGCAACUCAUGAUUUUUUGUGCCAAAUGGCUAUAUAUAAACGGUCUGUAAUUUGUGAAUCAGAAUAUAUGAAAAUGGGAUGCGAUUCGGCACCACGCUUUUUCAGUUUUUAAAAGUUUACAGAACCGUUCAUAAAAGGAAAUUUUAAAAGUUUUCUUACAGCCAAAUAACUCAAAAUGUUAUAACGCUUCUAAACAUUUAAAAAUUAACCCCAAAAUCGCUGCUUCACCCCUGCUGCCACCUGUCCAUGAUCUGACUUUGAAUGCAUCCACAUUUCAGUACUUAUUUCACCGCCAGAUUUGUUUGCAGAUCAAACAUAUAAAAGAUCUAGUCAUCUAGCUAAUAUACUUGUUGAUCAAAGUUACCAAAGGCGGAACCAAGGAACAAAAACCACUUGUGCAGUACUGUCCGAAUUCAAAACGAAAAAUUAAAUAUUUCAUUUUGUUAUUACAUCAUUCAUUAAAUUUAGCAUGUUGUUAAUUUUUAGAAAGUGAACAUCCUAGCCAAAAAAGACCUGGAUGCUCAAGCAGCAGCAACAAGAAAGCAUGCAACUGUUGUCAUAAAAAGAAAUGUUCGGGCAUGA
Messenger RNA from Paramuricea clavata, 1761 nucleotides. The record is from the annotation of a GenBank genome assembly. Lineage: Eukaryota; Metazoa; Cnidaria; Anthozoa; Malacalcyonacea; Plexauridae.